AUGGCUGCUCAGAUGCAAGAUGAUGAGUGGGCUUCACAAAGGAGGGGGCAGAUGUUGUCAUUGUUCACUGAACCGACAGUACUAGCUGAAGAUACAGGGGCUGAUGCAGAUGCAGAGGAGGGAAACCAUGGUGCUCAAAAGAUUGUUGUUGACUGGAAUGUAGUAGAGUUGAAUGAAAAAAUAGAUUUAGUCAUUGCACCAAUAUCUGACAUUGAAAUGGCCAAAAUGUUUGGCAUUCCAGUUGAUGACAGAGAUGAAGGCCAUGCAACUGAGGAUGACAGUUCUUUGCCUGCACAUGAGAACCCAGUUGUUGAGGUUGGAAAGUUGUGGCCAAAUAUGAAUGAGUUUAGGAUGUCUUUUAGGACCUAUGCAGUGAAAAAAGAGUUUGAUGCCAAGACUAUGUGGACUGACAGGAAGAAAUUUUAUGCUAGGUGCAAAGGCUAUGAUGGUGGUGGAAAUCCAUGCAAAUGGUACAUAUCUGCCAGACUACAACCUGAUGGCAGUACAGUCAGGGUAAAUCAAAUACCAAACCAGCAUACAUGUAUGACCACUUCACAGAGAGUUUCAAAUAUGACAAACCAGCUUUGGAUUACAGAGAAGAUUACUCCUAUUUUAGCAAAAACUCCAAACACUACUGCAAAAAGGCUUAAAGUGGACUUGGAGAAGCUGUACCCCAUCAAACUGAAAUAUACCACAGUUUGGAAGGCAAAACAAAGGGCAAUGAAAUCAUUGUAUGGUGACUGGGCAAAUACAUUUAGGAUGUUGUAUAGCUUUAAAGCUGAGGUGGAGAAGAGGUCACCUGGAAGUGUGGUGGAGAUAGAUACAGAGGUUACAGAGGAUGGCAGUGUUUACUUCAGCAAGUUUUUUAUGUGUUUGAAGCCUUGCAUAGAUGGAUUCAAAGCAGGAUGUCGUCCAUAUUUGAGCAUAGACUCUUCUUUUUUGACUGGCAAGUGGAAUGGUCAGUUGGCUGCAUGCAAUGCUUUGGAUGGACACAACUGGAUGUUCCCAAUUGCAAUUGGACUGUUUCAAUCAGAGACAGAGGCAAGCUGGACAUGGUUCAUGAUGCAACUGAAAAGAUGCAUAGGGCCAGUUUCACCUUUGGCCAUCCACACAGAUGCAUGUAAAGGGCUGGAAAAUGCUGUAAAAAAUGUUUUCCCCCAUGCUGAGUAG
Messenger RNA from Lolium perenne, 1170 nucleotides. Lineage: Eukaryota; Viridiplantae; Streptophyta; Magnoliopsida; Poales; Poaceae. The record is from RefSeq and is a predicted model, not a curated record.